AUAAUAAUAAUAAUAAUAAUAAUAAUAUAAAUAUAAAUGAUAUAAUUUAACAUCGGACAUGGAAUGAUAGCUAGGUACAGUAAUAGUAAUAGUAUGGGGAUGGGAUGAUCAAACUACAGAGUCGUACGUAGCCGUUUGUCGACCCAGGAUCUAGAAAGGAAAGUAGGGCCCCGGGCAGACGUAAGUACUAAGUACCUGCUGAACCCAUCCGGGUGGAUUUGUCAAAUGGGUUCGUGCCCAAUGGGAACAGGGAUUGGAAUGAAGGUUCAAGUCUUGAGGAUUCAUUCCCAGGGAGGGUUUCAGAGGAAUGGGAGAGAGAGAGAGAGAGAGGGCUGUGGGGUAAGGUCAGGUCAAGCGGAAGCUUGGUCGUCUGUACAAAGUACAGUACCUAUACCUUCAUCAUUCAUGAUGAGAGGAGGCGAGGUACGUAAGAAGGUCGGUGCAGGUGCAGAUGCAGAUGCAGCUGGAGCUUUGAGGUCGCCGUGUAACCUUCACCAAGAAGAUCUCUCAGAGCUCGGAUGUAUGCAGCGUGCAUGUAUGUAUAGUACUUACAUACAGGGUAAACAAGGGGGAAAAAAAAGAAGAAGCAACUGGCGGGGACUACUCGUCCGUAGGGAUGUGGCCGUGACAGAUCUCGAUGGAGGAGGGCAAUGCGCAGAUCGAUGCGAAGUUAACAGGCCGACGGCGAAUGUGGAAGGGCCUGAGCUGCACCAGCACACAGCCGUCCGGGGGUUCCCUGGAAAGCUGUUUGCUGGGAUGCCCGAGAAGCUCGCAGAGUGGUUGCUCGACGAAGGGACACAUCACUUUCGGAUCACUUUCGGCCUCCAGGAUAUUGGACGGUUUCAUCCUCUCGCCGUCUUCCCUCGACCCCCUUUCCCACGAUCUUACGGGCCCCCCGAGGUUUAUUAACCCUUAACACCGCUGUCGUUAUUGAUUGAUCGCGCGUUUAAUGCAGGAGACUUGAUAUUUAGUGCGUAGGUGGCUUGCCAGCUUCAGGGACGGUCGUUUUAGAAGCAGU
Aspergillus heteromorphus CBS 117.55 is the source of this 1018-nucleotide messenger RNA. RefSeq lists its product as uncharacterized. The coding region runs from base 226 to 909 and encodes 227 amino acids. The record is from RefSeq and is a predicted model, not a curated record. The transcript has a single exon. NCBI's taxonomy places the organism in Eukaryota, Fungi, Ascomycota, Eurotiomycetes, Eurotiales, Aspergillaceae.